CCAGUGCUCACAGCUCAGCCAUGGCUCCACUCCCUCUAACCAGAAUCCUGCCUCCCAGCUUCCUAGCACAUCUACUGCUAUUCUCCCUAAUAUCACUUUCUGUGUGUGUGGAGUUCACAGAGGAAACGGGCAAACUGGGCAAGAUCAACCUGCUUCAGAGAGGGGGCAACCAGUGGGCUAUUGGACAUUUCAUGGGUAAGAAGAGCCUACAGGACUCAUACAGUUUGAGUGACCAAGGAUUAGAAGAGUCGGCCAUCUUUCCUCCACGCAACGUAGAUAAUAUGAGAACGGCCCUACUGCAAGAUCAGCGCAGAGCACAAUCAUCCAGCCAACUGCAAGGCCCACAGCGAAUAUUAAGGAAAAUCCUGGAGCAGUAUUUUAAAACUUACCAGAAGUAGUGAAGAUAUCGACCCUCCUGUACAUACAAAAAUAAUAUAUAUAUAUAUUUGUGGCUGAGAUACAGGACUUAUUUCAGACAUCCCAAAGGCUAUUGUUUACAAAUGAAAUCAUUAAAAAAAAAAAAACCUAAUGAAAUGGAAGUGUUUCCACUCAUAUUUUUAAUGUAAGAUUCUUUUUUUAAUGUUAAUGUAAUAACUAUCAUCUCAAGAGUAUGUACGGAAUAUUUUUCUGCCAUUUUAUGGAGUGUUCUACACAAACCUGUGAAUAAACGACAUUCUUUGCA
Messenger RNA from Pelobates fuscus (common spadefoot toad), 682 nucleotides. Its product is annotated as bombesin-like. NCBI's taxonomy places the organism in Eukaryota, Metazoa, Chordata, Amphibia, Anura, Pelobatidae. The coding region runs from base 21 to 398 and encodes 125 amino acids. The transcript has 3 exons. Gene Ontology annotation, biological process: neuropeptide signaling pathway. The record is from RefSeq and is a predicted model, not a curated record.